GUUGAAGUGUGACGUAGCAGGCCCGGACUGAAAGACGACGAAUAGCACUCAGCUGACAGUCACAUUCAAAACUUCCACAGAGAGGCGACCGACCUACCUGAACGCUGUCAGACAUAGACUCGCAGAGGCCAGUGGGGAGUAGACGUCACAGACUGGUCUCAAGCUCAGGACAUACCACUGACAAGCGUGGACACUCAUAGUCAAUAUAUAGGAAUAUAACACGGGACACAUACGCUUUCCUCUCGCUCAGUGGAUAUAUACAUGUAGAUUCGGAGCCUAUUUUCCUAUUGGACACAUAGGAUCUAGUACGGCUGCCUAUUGAUCGGCGAAGUAUCUCGCCUACAGUGGAGUAUUACAUCUAGCUGUGUCUAGCGUGCUAUGCAGAGAGGGUGCGUGUGUUAGUUCGCCCCUUUGUGCCCCGCCCAUCACCGCACAGCUUAGAUGUCUGUUGAUGUGCUACCAGUGCGUGUGGUACCUGCACCCCCGAUGAAGGAACUACGACCCAGGAAUACAAGGCCCGAGGGUGGUCGGGGAAAUUCAGAGGGGAAUGAUGUGAAUCAUCAUUUCGAUUCCAGCUGUAUCAUAUAUGAUUCUAUUACUGACACGACCUAUCUCCGUGGGAGGCUACUGGGGAAGGGAGGCUUUGCCCGUUGUUAUGAACUACUGGAUCUUAACUCCAACAAAAUAUACGCCGGGAAAAUAAUAUCUAAAACCAGGAUUGCGAAGCCCCACCAGCGGCAGAAGAUUGUCCGCGAGGUGGAGCUCCAGAAGGACCUGAAGCACAAGCACGUGGUGGAGUUCCACAGCUACUUCGAGGAUAACGAGAAUGUGUACAUCAUCUUGGAGAACUGCAGUCGGAAGUCACUGGUGCACGUGCUCAAGCAUAGGAAGACGUUGACAGAACCGGAAGUGCGCUAUUACUUGAAGCACAUCGUUGAGGGCGCCACGUACAUCCAUGACAAAAAUAUCAUCCACCGUGAUCUGAAGCUGGGCAACAUGCUACUUAACGAGAGCAUGGAACUCAAGAUAGCCGACUUCGGCCUGGCCACAAGGGUCGACUUUGCUGGAGAAAAGAAAAUGACAGUGUGCGGCACGCCCAACUACAUUGCUCCCGAGGUCCUCCAGAAGAAAGGCCACAGUUUUGAAGCCGACAUCUGGGCAGUUGGAUGUAUAAUGUACGCUUUGCUGGUGGGGAGACCGCCGUUCGAGACGUCCACGUUGAAGGAGACGUACCUGAGGAUCACGGAGAAUUCGUACACACUACCCAACAGUCUUUCCAACUCCGCCAAAAACUUAAUCCGCAAGUGUCUGUCACCCGACCCUGCCAGGCGCCCCACGCUGGACGACCUUCUGGCGGAUGAAUACUUCACGUGUGGUUACAUGCCCCGUACCCUUACGCCAACCGCUUGCUCCACCGUGCCAAAGUUCCCAGUCUACACGAAAUUCAAUAGACCCCUGUCCUAUGCAGUUCCCGAUACCAAGAACGAUGCCAUGGGUAAACUUGGCAAUGCCUUGAGCCAGAUCCAGCUGAAGGGAACGUCAGAAACAAUCAUCCCCGAUAAGGAGGGCGAGGUGUGUUACGACCGCCAGCCACUGACUGCAGGUCGCGAACAACACAUGGUGACUGAUGUUAGUCCCGCAGUGAAGACGGCAGUGAAGGAAGUCAUAGUUGACGUCAUCUCCAUGGACCGCUCUGAUUCGCCGCCGCAGCACCGAGCUUCAUCCCCUAAUCCUCGCUCUGCAGUCACUCUGCUCGACGUCAUCAACACCUGUCUCGAACACAUGCCAAAAGGUAGUGACGUCAAACACACGGAUUACAAUAAUCAAAAGCAAAAAACAGAAGUUGACCGGAACCCCACCUCCCUCCCCGACACCGACGUCAUGUGGGUGACCAAGUGGGUGGACUACAGCAACAAGUACGGCUUCGGCUUCCAGCUUUCCAACGACGCCAUCGGAGUACUCUUCAACGACACCUCCCGCAUCCUCUUGGCACCGGAUGGCAGAGCUGUGCAGUAUUUCGACCUGACGGGCAAGUUGUCGGCGUUCUCCACGGAGUGUAUUCCAGAGGACCUUGAGCGGAAGACUACGCUACUGCAGUAUUUCGCCCGCUACAUGGACGAGCACCUAAUUCAGGGCGGGGACAUCGCCCACUUGAGGGCUAUGCGCUCCUGGUCUGGGAGUCUCUACCUCAAGAAGUGGUUCCGCACCACCAAGGCCAUCGUCCUGUACCUCAGCGACGGGACACUUCAGGUGAACUUUUUCGAUGACCACACGAAGAUAAUCCUAAGUUAUCACAACAACGAUUAUCUUGUGACCUUUAUUGACCCGGAACGACUCGCUAAGACCUUUAGCAUCGUCCAUAUCAUCCAAGAUGGCUGCCGCCCGGAAAUCAUUGAAAGAAUGUUGUUUGCCAAAACUAUGCUCAAGAAUCUGGUAGAUAUAGAGGGCGCUGACAUUUAGGGUGUUGCUAGGCCCCCGUCUCACUGCCGGACUACUUUCACUGAAGACAUCACGCUGGAUUGAUACUGAUCACUGUAGAGCCGGGAAACAGCUAAGUUCUCGUUACUGGUGAUGUGAUGACAUAUGACAUAGGUGUGGUGAUGUCUUCAUAUUCAAAAACUCCACAACGUGGUAUAGUUAACCACGUUCAGAGCCGCCGGACUGCAGAACAUUUUGCUGGUAAUGUCGUCAACUGUCAACGACGAAUGUCUCGCCAGGAUACAAAGUUGUACCUAUGUUGAAACCAAGUUGUACCUUAGUUGUACCUUAGUUGUACCUCGCUGAGUUGUGGAAUAUUGAGCAAUCAUCUACUAAAGACCAAGAUGUUAAAUUCGCAUAUGCUUCCAUCAUGGCGAUGACCCAGUAUCGUCCGAGACUUACUGCCAGCUUUCGAACUCUCCUGAGUUGCCUAAGUAACGGCAUCCAUAUUGUUCGCCACCAUAAUGGCGGCCGGGUUGUUUCAUUAAGAGACAACCAUUAACUUUUCCUCUUCGGGCGCAUGAAGACGAAUUUCAACUAUGCAAGACUAAGUGAUACAUUUCCGAGGACUUUCAGGCACCAUAAGCAGUACGUGACACAGCCUGUGAGAGACGGACACGUCACACACGUGACAGCCUCGAUCCAACCUAGUCUGCGGGUGUAUUUGAUCUCAGUACUAAUAUACGGUAUUUAUCAGCUCUGGACCACACCAGCAGAUGCUGACCGCGACUGACCUUCACCUUGAUCUCCAAGCGGCAUAAGAUGCCAUUGUAUAUAAAGUGUACAUGUAGAGGAUUACAAAUUGUACAACUACUACGACACGUCUUGAUAAUGACGUGUGGAGAAUAAUCAGCUGUUGAUGACGUCCACUUCAGGGACAUGGUCUCGGAUUAUCCCUCCAAGCUUUAGGAAGCGGAUUUAGACGUUGCAUGAGUUUUACGCGAUAAUCCUUAUGGUAUUGGUGGAUAAUCAUUAUCAAAGGAUGAAUGGUAUAUCGGAGAACAAGAUCGUCAUUCACUGGUUUGUCCAUUGAUUGCUUUGUGUGUAUAUAUCACAUGCCAUUGGUUUUCAUGCUUAUGAAUAUGUGCUUGCUUCCCUUUUGUGACAUUGGUUGACAGUAGAACAAGGAACAAUCCCCAAAAUAUGCUUCAAAAACAACCAGGGUUGUUCCCAAAGACCGCAAUAAGUCACAGUUUAAGGUGAUUGUGCUUCAGUAAUCCAUACCGUGGUUCCUCCGAAUCUAUUAAGUCUGUCAUAAUCUAAGAUGCCUAACCUAAAGGGAAACGCUAUCUGAAUCUAUUUUGUCUAUGCUAAUCUGUGAUGCAAACCCCGAUUCCUGCAUUACAUCACACAUCGGUCCAUAUUAUCCUACAUUUCAGCUGGAUUCAAACCUAUAUGCCAAAAUGAUAUGACCUUGAUAUGACCUUCAUCCGUAACCGGAACCACGCAUCCCUUGUGUCCUCAUCCUUGGUCGCUGUAGACCGUCACUGUACUGUGUUAAGAGGGAGUGUUGCUAGACGUUUUAAAAGGGUAUUGCCAUUACUAUUGGGACGGCAGUUUGUGGUUAAUCAUGUUGUACAUUGUCCCUUGGCCUUGUAGUGUAUGAAGCAGUUGAUCCUUGGACGGCGUUUGUCCUGCAUGAGCUGCUUGUGCUUCAGAAUGACCCGCUGUGUCUGAAGCUCAUUGAAAACAUUGGAACCAUAGGCUGACAUCACUAGUCACGUGAAGAAGUAUCCACAAAUUGAGACAAUUUGACAUGAUAUAUUUUUCAAUAUAAGGGACCACAAUUGCAUACAAUUCCAGUAUAUAUGUUAAAUCCUGAUUCAUUUCUUUGAUCAUUUAUUGACCCAAGGCUUUGUGUCGCUCAGUUUUUUGUUUUAUUCACAGACUAAACAUUCCGUCGAAAAUAUAUUUUCAUAAAGAUGUUUAAUGACUUGUUACGUCCAUAUUGUAAGUUGUCAGGGAAGUAUUACAUACGUCCAUUGAUUUACCUUACAAGCAUUGUGUCCAACUGACCAUUGGGGUCAUCAGUCAACCCGACGUUGUGUGUUAAAUCAGUAGUUUGCCUUCACACCGAAGUGCCUCAUUCCUUUCGUGGUCAAGUUGUUCUGAGAUGAGCGUCUUGUUAGCGACCCAGCCAAUGGAGCUGUAGACCCAAAAACUGUGAUAACAUCGAGGUGCCCUAACGUAUACCACUCAACAUUUUCUAAGGACUAAAAGACGAUUUUCUUUGACUAAAAGAUGACUAUUUUGAUCCUUAGCAAAUGUUGAGUAGUAUGUACCUUUAAGUUACUUACGUAAGGAAGUAAUUUUCCCAUAACGAUGAAGGAUAUCCUUCAAUCGGGUAUUGUUAACCUUCACGGUAUGUUGACCUCUCAGUCAGGUCGUUAACUUCAAUGGGGCAUGCGCAGUACAGUAUGUUAACUCUAAGAUUCCAUUUUCAUUCUGCGAAUUUAUAAUCGAGAAGAAUAGAUGUUAACCCUUGUUCAACAAGUCGAUGUAUUAUUACUAAGUAUUACACAGGUGACGUCCGACUACUUAUAAUCCUUGUAACAUGUAAGGUCGUCAUGGUGCGGAUGUGCUGUGUAUUUAAUGGCGUUUCGUGGAUAAAAGUUGUUGGGACCGUCUAUUAUUGUGAAAGCAUUAUACACAAGAUGCGAACAGACCUAUAUAUUAGAAAUCAAAAGCAAAUCAGUUUCUUUUGUAAUUUGCCUUUUUGUUAACUAUUUGUUGGAAACCAUGCACCGUGUAUUUUCAGUUCUUAUCUAGACUGUCCAACUUAUCUUCACCGCCUGUGCCUUGUUCCCAUGGAAACAGUCACAGCUGUAUACGACAUCUAUAUCUUUAUACAAUAUUUGUAAAUACCACUGAAUCAUGCGAGCUUUCUCAAUAAAACUUAAACCGUAA
Haliotis rufescens (red abalone) is the source of this 5385-nucleotide messenger RNA. RefSeq names its product serine/threonine-protein kinase PLK1-like. NCBI's taxonomy places the organism in Eukaryota, Metazoa, Mollusca, Gastropoda, Lepetellida, Haliotidae. Gene Ontology annotation, molecular function: ATP binding; protein serine/threonine kinase activity; protein binding. The record is from RefSeq and is a predicted model, not a curated record. Gene Ontology annotation, biological process: mitotic cell cycle; regulation of cytokinesis; protein phosphorylation. The transcript is spliced from 13 exons. Gene Ontology annotation, cellular component: nucleus; cytoplasm; centrosome. Bases 442 to 2460 code for a protein of 672 amino acids.